This is a messenger RNA of Kwoniella botswanensis, 1110 nucleotides long. RefSeq lists its product as uncharacterized. Gene Ontology annotation, biological process: ribosomal large subunit biogenesis; ribosomal small subunit biogenesis. Gene Ontology annotation, cellular component: nucleolus. The record is from RefSeq and is a predicted model, not a curated record. The transcript is spliced from 5 exons. The coding region runs from base 1 to 1110 and encodes 369 amino acids. Gene Ontology annotation, molecular function: RNA binding; DNA binding. NCBI's taxonomy places the organism in Eukaryota, Fungi, Basidiomycota, Tremellomycetes, Tremellales, Cryptococcaceae.
AUGGCGUCCUCAACAGCUGUGUCGAUUACCCCGACUCCCAGGGAUGAUUUGCUGAAAUCACUGGAAAAGCAUAAUUCCACUUUUACCACUCUGCUGAGUCUUAUCCCUGCUCAGUAUUAUAUUGCACCUGAUCCAGAAGUGGCCGAUAGCAAAUGGAUGAAGAACAAGAAGAGAAAGACGGGUGAAGAGAUCAAGGAGCAUAAGAAAAAAGUCAAGCAAGAUAAGCUCGACCCCAGUAAUCAGAAAACUCUCGAUCAGCUUCAAUCCACUUCAACAUCCGAUCCUCUCAACGGUGAAGUUGAUGAGAACACCGCCGAAUCAGCUGCUUCCACCUCAGCCUCAGCAUCUACCAACCUCCAACCUCUUCCACCGUCAACGUCGAUAUCCGAACUCCGAGCUAAACUUCAAAACAAACUUGAUUCAUUCAAGAAGCAACGGGGUGUCAACUUUGAGGACGAAGCUGGAUCGAGGAAUGCUUUGGAGGAGGAACGAAGGAGGAGAAGAGGUGAAUUGAGGGAUAAUAGGAGAGAGAAGAGGAAAGAGGAGAGGAAAAGGGAAGGAGAGAAAGGGAAGGUCGCCAAGACCCAGCUCAUCGUUCCUCAAUUACCCAGAGAAGACCCCACUUCAUCCCUAUCCUUCCCGUCUGUCUCAUUACCGUCUUCAUCCUCGUCUAAACCCAAAAACAAACUCGGUUUCAAACAGCUGUCCAACCCUACUCAGGCUUUGGAGAACUUGGAGAAACAUAAAUUGCACUUGAGCUCGCUGAGCGAAGAUAAGAGGAAAGAGAUCGAGGAGAGGGAAAGAUGGGCUAAAGCAGAAGAGAGAGCGUCUGGUAAGAAGAUUGUGGACAAUGAAACUAUAUUGAAGAAAGCUGUUAAGAGGAAGGAAAAGGCGAAGAGUAAAAGCUCUUUGGCUUGGGCUGACCGUAAGAAGGAAUUGGAGAAAUCUGCCGCUACAGCUGCCAAGAAGCGAAAUGAUAAUAUCGCUAAGAGGGUUGACGAUAAGAGGAAUAAGAGGUUGGGUAUCAAGGAUAAAGGUACUGGUAGUAAGAAGGGGAAAUCCAGACCUGGGUUUGAGGGCAAGAAGGGAAAGGGUGGGGGUAAGAAGUAG